CAAUAUUGAAAUAAAUGAACUCUGCCAUCUACAAUGGACCGAUGGCUGAUGUUUUUUAAUAUUUUACUUUCGUGGUUAUAUUAACUUUGUUGAUAAUAUAUAUUAUUAUUAUUGUAAUAAUAAAUAAAACAUUGUUAAUAAAUAAAUAAAUAUGUAAUUUAUGAUAAAAGUUAUUAUUUAAAUAAUUAAUUUUGUAUGGGUACUAUGAUUUAGUAAAUGAAUUUAUAAUUACGGAGCUGGAAUUUUUUUUAACGAGAGCUGUAAAUAUAUAAUAUAAAAAAAAUUUUGUGGAUGCUGGUGGGUUUUUUUAUUAAGAUUCCGAUAUAUACUCAGGAAUAAGUGAUUGUAAAAAAAUACGAAAAUGUCUUCUAAGAGCGAACUUAAGAAAUUGUCCGAAGAGAGUUUGACCAGACAGCCAGAGGAAGUAUUUGAUAUUAUUUGCAAACUUGGAGAAGGAUCUUAUGGAUCGGUAUACAAAGCACUGCACAAAGAAAGUGGACAAGUACUUGCCAUAAAACAAGUGCCAGUGGAUACCGAUUUGCAAGAGAUAAUAAAAGAAAUAUCCAUAAUGCAACAAUGCGAUUCUCCAUAUGUUGUUAAAUACUAUGGGAGUUACUUUAAAAACACAGAUCUCUGGGUAAAAAUAUUUAAUUUAAAUAGAAUAAAAAGUUAUUUUAAUAUUGUCAUGGAGUAUUGCGGUGCUGGUUCAGUCAGUGACAUCAUGAGGCUGCGAAAGAAAACACUCCAAGAAGAUGAAAUAGCAACAAUUCUCUGUGAUACUCUCAAAGGUCUUGAGUAUCUUCAUUUAAGGCGUAAAAUACAUAGAGAUAUUAAGGCUGGUAAUAUCUUGCUCAAUAAUGAAGGUCAUGCCAAAUUAGCAGACUUUGGUGUUGCUGGUCAGCUUACGGAUACGAUGGCAAAACGAAAUACUGUCAUCGGUACUCCAUUCUGGAUGGCACCGGAAGUAAUACAAGAAAUAGGGUACGACUGUGUCGCGGACAUCUGGUCUCUGGGAAUAACAGCACUGGAGAUGGCUGAAGGAAAACCUCCUUAUGGUGACAUUCAUCCGAUGAGAGCGAUAUUUAUGAUACCAACGAAACCACCUCCAAGUUUUAGAGAACCCGACCAGUGGAGCCCGGAAUUCAUUGACUUUGUCAGUGUGUGUCUUGUCAAAAAUCCCGAAGAACGUGCGACAGCAACGGAGCUGCUGAAUCACGAGUUUAUUGGGGCUGCGAAACAGCCGAAUAUUCUCAGCCAAAUGAUUGCGGAUGCUCAUGAAAUUCGGGAGAAACAGAGCGCACAUCGCACUCAUAUUAUAAACAAUGUUGCUAUCAAAGGACAAAAUAAUGCUGAUGACUCGGAUGAAGAAGAUUGCAGCGGAACAAUGAAACUUUUGCCAGAGGACCCGGGUACUUUAGUACCUGGUGAUCUUCCAGAUACUGGGACUCUGGUGUCGACAAUUCUUGAUCUGGGUACUAUGGUCAUCAAUAGCGAUACCGAUAACGAAGCGACAAUGAAAAGGCACAAUACAGGAUCAGUAGAGUCUGGAAAAAAAUACCGGCCUCUAUUUCUCGAUCACUUUGACAAAAAAGAAGCUCCGGAAAUCGUUAAAGGCAAUGGUCAAGUCUUACACAAUACAGAAGCUGAGAAUAAAGUGGACCCACCGACUCCGACGGAAUCCCAGAGGUUCCAGAGCCACUUACAGCUCCAAUUAAAUCAAAUUUCCCACCCGAUACCCGAGCCACCGCACAAUAACAUACCCAAGUUUCAAAACGCAUUUACAGAACGUGAUUUUGAUUUCAUAAACAACCAUAUCCUGCAGUUAAAGUUCCUCUCGUACGAGGAGCUGCAGCAACGGAUGACUAGUCUCGACGCAGAGAUGGAACGCGAGAUCGACGAGCUGAGGAGGAGGUAUCAGACCAAGAGACAGCCAAUUCUCGAUGCCAUGGAUACCAAGAGAAAGAGACAGCAAAAUUUCUAACAGUUUGGUAAUUUUUGUACGUUAAAAUAAUAGAUGUGUGAUGAUAGUGUUAACAGUGGUGUACAGUUGUAUAAAUUUAUAGAUUUUAUUCUGUAAUCAUGUCGAGAGUUUACUUACUCCUGUCAGUGUGACCCACAUUUAUUUACAACACAUAGUGCAUCUUAUUAUCUUCAUAUUCACUACUUUUAUCAGAUUCAUUUCUUUAAAAAAUUAACACCGGCUUAUAUAUUUUAUUAAUUAGCUUCCCCUAAUUAAUUUAAUUAAUGUUUCAAUAGACGUGUAAUAUAUUUUACUAAAUUAUAUAAAAGAUGCAACUCACUUAAAAUAAAAGACCUAGUACCCGAUCAGGGAACUAGUACCCUAUCACUCCAUGUAUCUGUACGUCAGUAUUCAGUAAAUAUAGAUAUACAAAUAUAUCAGUGAUCGGGUACUACAGGGAGAAAAAUAGAGACAAAAAAUGUACGAAUUUUUAUUAUGCUGUCGACCAAAUUUUAAACCGGAAGUUGAGUCUUCAAAAAAUUAUUAUGCUGCACUAUAAUUAUUAUUGUGUCCCUCAAAAUUUUUUAUUUUCUACUAUAAUUCCUAGUUUAUACAAAAAAUAUUAAUGAAGCAUAAUAAUUUUUUGGCAACUCAACUUCCUGUUUAAAAAUUGCUCGACAGCAUAAUAAAAAUUCGCAGAUUUCUUAAGCCCAUUUUUCUCCGUGGGUCUCUUACUUUCCAUCCACUUUUCCGUAAAUUUUUAAAUAUAUUUAAUUUAAAUCAAAUUAACUUGCCAAAUAAUUUUAAAGUUUUUUAAAAAUAAUUUAAUAGGGAUUACAAUUAAAAUAAAAAUUUUUAGUCUUCAUUAAAAUAUCAGUAAGUUUUCCCAGUAAAAUAUUUAAAAUAAUAAUGUCUUAUAAUAACAAUUAUUUGAGAUAUUUAAAGAUGCACAUGUAAAAUAAUUAUAUACAUAGGUUGAUAUAUUACGAUAAUUAAAAAAAAAAAAAACAUAGAAAUUAGUCUUCCUAUUUAAGACAUUUAUGCGUUAUUAUUCAGUUUAUUAUUAUUAUCUAAAAUAAAAAUAAACAUAAAAAAAAAUGUUACUUGAGCUAUUUAAAAUUUAUUGAAAUUUUGCUGAUUAACGCAAAAAUUAAUGACAGUAUAGUUUGUCAGAAUAUGCUUAUGCAUUGAAAAAAAAAAAAAAAAUUAUUUCGUGUCAAAGAAAAAUGAUCUUGAUAAUUAAAUAUUAUUUUGCAAAGUUAUUCAUUAAAUAAUUAAUAAUAAUAACAAUUAUUAUUAUAUUUAUGUUUUUAAAAAAAAAAUUGUUACUUAACGCUGCUGAUAAAUAAUUUAACUGCACGUUUUAUUUUAUUUUAUAAUUAUUAUUAUUGAUUAUUUUGAGUGUUGCAAUAAUAUAACUACUUAUGUGGGCAUAAAAAAAUAAUUUUAAUUGACAAUUAAAAGCUAUCCUGCGUAAUUAAUUAAAUAAAUAAUUAAAAGAAGUAACAAUUGAUAGCCAGAACUGAUCUAAUCUUACAAUACGAUUAUUUAGUCAGUAAUCGUACAAAGUAAUAACAUAUUUUUGAUAUAGAAAUAAUAAUAAAUGAUAAUCGCAAUACAAGAUCUGAUUUUAAAAUUAAUAAUAACGUAAAUCUACACACUUUUAGACCGUAAUUAAAUAUUUUAAUGACCAAGUAAUGUUGCCAUAUAGAAAGAACAACAAAAGUAUCGACGAGUAAUUUAUUUCCUUGAUUAUAUUAUUGACAAUUGUAUAAAAUACAUUUUUUUUGUCUGCAUUGACACUCCGAGCUAGUGAAAAAAAUCCAACCAGACCAAUAAAAUUUAGCUGCAGUAGAUUAUACACCUAGAGGAAAAAGUAAGAAAUUCUAACUUUGCAGUGGAAGGUUUAAAUUUCUGUCAAUGUUGAGGUAGGGUUCGAAUCCCAGCCUUGGUAUUAAAUUCUGAAAUUAUAGAUGUGAUUCUAACUAACGAAAUUGAAAGUUGGAUUUGUACAUUUGCCGCUGAUCAAAUUUUGUAAUUUCUACAGUAGAUUACACAUCUAGAGGGAAAAAUAAAAAAUUCUGACUUUGGAAAGUUCAAAUUUCUGUCGAUGUUUGAGAAAAAGUUUCCGUGACCGCGGAUUUAAUAUUUAGUAUUUCUAUCAAAAAAAAGUGCGACUUCUUUCCCGCUGAAUAGAACAAAAUUUAAACUCUUCUGGAAUUUUUUGUUAAACCAGAAUAAAUAUAUUUUGUUGUCUUAAAUACUGAGGUAAUGUGACGAAGUGCAAAAGACACAGAUUUAGUACUAGAAGUACUCGGGUUCGAAUCCCAACAUCGCCAUUAAAUUCUGAAAUUAUAGCACUAGAUAAAAUUCUAAUUAACGAAGAGCAAGUUGGAUUUUUACAUUUGCCGCUGAUCAAAUUUUAAAAUUUCUGGCUCUAGACAUUUAAAUUCAGUUUCAAUGCAGACAAUUAAAAAAAAUGUGGCACGGAAUGAAACGCGAUUUCAGGCGAGGGUGGGCUGCCAUCGCCUGAAAUCGUCUUAUUUUAUCCCUUGGCACACAGUGUUCUAUUACUAAAUGAUUUAAAAUUUCUACACUAAUUAAAUAUUCGCGUAAAAUUUAUAUUUAUUCUAAAAAAUAAAUUUAUUUCAUCAUGACAUUUUUAAUUGUAUUAUACAUUAUUAUUAUUAAUAAUUGGAGUCAAAAAUUGAUAACGUUUUUUUUUUUUUUAAUAAAAAAUUAUACUUAGACCAUUUAAUGGUUACAAAUUGCUCCAGAUAAUUUAAGUAUUUUUAUGUUAACAAUUAAUAGUUUUUAAAAAUAAUAAAAUAUUUAAAAUAAUUAUUUUUUCAAGGAAGAUCAUGUAUGUUUUAACAAUAUUUACAAGGCAUCAUUUAUUUAUUUACAUUUUUAUGUAUAAAUCUGUUAAUAUCUCUGUUAACGUGCAUUAUUUUUCCGUUAAUUAUUUUACAUAUAUAUAUUACAUAUAUUUCAGCAUUGAUUUAAAUUUAUUUUUUCGAUUUAUUGUAAAUGUUUUAUUCUUUUUAUUAUUAAAAUCUAUAAUGCAAAUAAUACAGUAAUUUAUUUAUUUUUUUUGACACUAACAAAAUUCAAAAAACAGAGUUGGCAAUUCUCCACAAAGUCCAAUAAUUAUUUUCAUUUUUUAUUUUAAUUUAUCAGUAAAUGUAUCAACAAUUUACUCGUCGAUUAAAAAUAGUAAUAAUAAAUAAUUCUAAAUAAAUGUGAAAUACUUCCCGAUGUUUCUUAAAAUAUAAUAAUGAUAUAUAUUUAAAUAAAAAUAAAAAGUAAAGCUCGUAAUAAAUAAAUAAAGAAAAAACUUACAAUAAUAAAUGAAAAUUAAAGCACAAUCUUAAUUGAGAGGCCUUGACUUUAUACUACACAUGAGUGGAAUUUUACCAACACUGAUUAUAAUUAUUAUUAAAAAUGCAUUUAUUAACGCCCAAAUAAUAUUUACGUAAUAUAUUAAUAAUAAUAAUAGUAAUUAAAAAAAUAACUAAUAAUUAACAAUUUAUAAUAAUAAUAAUAAUAUGUCGCAAGGAAGCUUAUAAUCAGGAUAUGUAUCACAUAUAGACUCGUCUAGUACAAUUGACAUUUUUUAUUUUAUUUACCU
Molecule: messenger RNA, 5591 nt
Organism: Microplitis mediator
Lineage: Eukaryota; Metazoa; Arthropoda; Insecta; Hymenoptera; Braconidae
Gene: hpo
Product: serine/threonine-protein kinase 3
Exons: 9
Coding region: 362-1981 (539 amino acids)
Biological process (GO): protein phosphorylation; intracellular signal transduction; regulation of MAPK cascade
Cellular component (GO): cytoplasm
Molecular function (GO): protein serine/threonine kinase activity; ATP binding
Source: RefSeq, a predicted model, not a curated record